AUGUCAUCGCCACAGCCCGGCUACACCUCACAUUUCGGCAUCGGUAACAUACCCUUUGGCGUUGCAUCCACCGCUUCACGACUCCAUCCAUCUUGUGUAUCCCGUUUUCAAGACUCGGUACUUUUCCUUGACAAGUUCGAUGCAGUCUUUAAAGAUAUCGACGAGCUGCCGCAAGGGGUUUUCUCCCGGACAUCGCUGAAUGCCUUUACAGCACUGCCGAGAUCGGUUCACCAAGCCGUUCGUCAACGUCUACAGGCAUUGAUACGUGAGGAUGAGUCGCUUCGAUCGCUACCAGCAGGGUCUGUGGAAAAGGUGGAUGUUGUUACGAUGCAUCUGCCGGUCGAAGUUGGAGAUUUCACGGACUUCAGUCUCAGUGCAGAUCACGUACAGAAUGCUUCGGAAGCCAUGACUGGGAAGCGCUCAGCUCCACCAUCCUUCUAUCACCAGCCUGUAGGUUACGCUGGGCGCUGUUCUUCUCUCGAUAUCAGCGGGACACCCGUUGAGCGGCCGAUUGGGCAGUAUUGGGAGGGCAAGCCUGGAGAAAGCAGAAUAGUGUUCGGACCGUGCAAGAAGAUGGAUUUUGAGCUUGAGCUAGGUGCCAUCAUCGGCAAGCCACUUCCACGGAGAGAACGGGUGACGGCGUCUCAAGCAGAUAAGCACAUCUUUGGCUACGUUCUGGUUAACGACUGGAGCGCUCGUGACAUUCAGGCACUCGAGAUGAACCCUCUCGGUCCGCUGAAUGGCAAGAAUGCUGGGACCACCGUCUCACCAUGGGUUGUUACACAAGACGCCGUUAAUAACUUUCGAGCAGCUUCGCCACCUCGACUGCAUGACGUCGCGCCAUAUCUGAGGGAUUCAGGCAACAACGCGCUCAGCAUCGAGCUUCAAGUCAUUGUUACUGCACCGGGUUCGGAAGCUUCGGAAGGUGCUGUCAGUUGCAAGAGCAAUGUCUCUUGGAUGUACUGGACUCUCGCUCAAUGCCUUGCACAUCAAGCGAUUGGCGGUUGCGGCUUGCGGACCGGAGAUUUGCUCGCUACUGGCACGGUAUCAGGGCAAGGAGACGGAGAACACGGCUGCCUGCUCGAGCAUAUGCGAGUAGGCCAAACGCCUCCCAGGGCCUAUUUGGAAGAUGGAGAGACUGUAACGCUCACCGGAUAUUGUGGAGAAGGCGUAGGCUUCGGAGAAUGCACAGCAGUGUUGUUGCCUGCGCGGCUGCUGAAUAACUAA
Baudoinia panamericana UAMH 10762 is the source of this 1227-nucleotide messenger RNA. RefSeq lists its product as uncharacterized. The transcript has 2 exons. Gene Ontology annotation, biological process: L-phenylalanine catabolic process; homogentisate catabolic process; L-tyrosine catabolic process. NCBI's taxonomy places the organism in Eukaryota, Fungi, Ascomycota, Dothideomycetes, Mycosphaerellales, Teratosphaeriaceae. Bases 1 to 1227 code for a protein of 408 amino acids. The record is from RefSeq and is a predicted model, not a curated record. Gene Ontology annotation, molecular function: fumarylacetoacetase activity.